Messenger RNA from Pogona vitticeps (central bearded dragon), 3919 nucleotides. The record is from RefSeq and is a predicted model, not a curated record. NCBI's taxonomy places the organism in Eukaryota, Metazoa, Chordata, Lepidosauria, Squamata, Agamidae.
GCAACGCUCUGUGCGCACUCACAACACGCAGGAUUUACAGGCGAGUAACGGUGCCGCCUCCUCUCCCACCCUCCCCAGCCGCGGAGCGACAACUUCUGUUCUUCCAGGCCUGCUUAGAGAAGGCAAAGCGAGGACUCCUAUUUGUUUACAUUUGAAGAGGAUGCAGAGAGACAGCCUCUGGAACUUGUGGUAAAGCAAGUUGUAAGCGUGAUGAAGUCUGUCGACGAAAAGGUGAUCUCUUGUAAUCUAGUUGGAAAUGCCUUUCACUUUAUUGUCAAUGUAUCCUGUACAUCACCCAUUACUGCAGAAUGUCAGUCUUACAGUGUAAAGCUGUCUCCGGUGUACUUGAAGCUAGAACUUUCGAUGAAAUCCAAAGAGGAAGACAUCCAAGUCAGGUGGUCUUUCAUCUAUACCUCAGAAACAAAUACUGAAGUCAAGCCUACUAGAGAACAAGAGGACCAGAAUGCUGGAGCAUUUACUUUAGCAGAAUCAUUUAAACGCGUGCUGCAGAAUAUUAUCAGUUCAGCAACUCCCUCUAUGGUUCUGAGUACAAAACCUACAGAAGUUAAGGCAAUACAGGGUGCACAAAACACAGGAACUCUCCCUCAGGGCACAAGUCCUCCAAAGCCUCCAAGGGCUCAUGAAUUAAAAUUGCUUGUGAAAAACAUCAAAGCUACACUGACCCAUGGAAGUACUGAAGGAAGUGUGAAGCCAUUAUGUAUCCUUCAGCUCAACGAGCCUUUGCAAAGGUUUUCCACCUCUGUAGCCAAUGAUCCUAUGGAGCUCUCUUGGAAAGAUGAGUUCCUCUUUGAAUUAAAUGCCAAAUCAAAAGAUCUUCAAGUGAAGAUUGCAGAAAAUGGAGAAUUGGAUAGUGGCUUCUCAGCAUUUGCUACUGUACCUUUGGAUUUGUUCAGGAAACAGCCUUCAGGACACAGAAGUUUUGCACUGAACAACCAGUGCAGCAGUAAUAGCUCUACAGUAGGAUCUGUCUUUGCAGAGUACACAUACAUAGAACCUUCAGAGUCUAGAUCCUUACAAGCUUCAGCCAAGUUUCCUGUUGCAAAAGUAGAAAAAGAUCGUACUGUGAUGCCCUGUGGGACUGUGGUCACCACUGUCACGGCUGUGAAGGCAAAACCUUUGUUAGAAGGGAGAUCAUCUUUUCUACAUUCAGGUUCACCAGGGCGAAGUCCUGUUAAAAUAAAGGUCAUUGAAAAGGAUCUGUCAGUUCAAGCAAUCCACUGUCGAAAUGCUUCAGUAAACAGGGCUUUAUCUUCUUCAGAUACAGAAUUACUGGUAUUGAAUGGCACAGAUCCUGUGGCUGAGGUAGCUAUUCACCAGCUAAGUGAAUCUGCAAAGCAAAAACUGAAGUCUCCCAGAAAGAAAAGCACGAUCAUAAUAUCAGGGGUAUCAAAGACUAAUUUAUCUCAGGAUAGUGAAGCUGCGCUUAUGAUGGACUAUGCAGCAGCCAUGGAUGGCUCAAGUAAACAAGCUGAUGCUUCCAGUGUGGAAGGCAAUCUCACACAGUCCCCUUCUGAUGAAAAUGUUUUACUGUCUGCAUCCCAAACACUACCUGUCCACGAAGACCCCCAGGAAAACAGCCAUGAUGCUUGGACCUUAGAUGACACUAGCCAGCAAUGGGACAGCAGUGUGCUGCUGGACCAAGACUGUGAUAAAAUGUCUGGGAGCUCCGUGAGCAUCUCGGAAUCUGGAGCUGUGAAGAAAUCCAAAGGUGGAAUACUGAAAAAGAGUGCAAAGUUAUUUUUCCUUCGACGGCACCAUCAAAAAGACCCAGGAAUGAGCCAAUCACAUAAUGACCUCACCUACUUACAGCAACCUACAUCUGAUGGAACUCAAAGAAAGGGGGGGACCUUAACGCGCAUUCUGAACAAGAAAAUUAUCUUUAAAAGCAAGAGCAAGAGCAAGCUCAACGGCACACCUGUCGAACCAUAUGCAUAAAACUGUAUGCCAAAUUAAAUGACCUGCACAUGUUCAGUUGUUUACAGAAACAUAAGACAGUAAUGUGCUUAAUGAGAGUCGCUAAUGCUGUGGUGUAUUGAAGAGACUGGAUAAAAGAGCAAGGAGAUGAAAUUGGUGGGAGGAUUACAGCAAGCUUAAAUUGCCAAGAAAAAGACUUCAGUUCUGUCCCAACAACAAACAAAAACAAAAGUAUUCUGGCACUGUUGACAGGCAUUAACCCUGUUCAGACUUUCUAAGAAAUGUGCUGGUUUAUUUCAGGAGGCCUUGGUCUACAAAACAUUACUCAAAAAUCAGGUUUAAAAUAUUUUUUAAUAUGGAGUGAAUAAAAGACCACCAAGGAGCUAUACAGUGAACAACUGUCUGCAUGAAUGUAUAAUAGAUGCAUAUAAUGAUUGCAUUUUAAGAAUAUCAUUAUAUGGUGAAGCUUAGCAACACACAAUUUUUAAAAGGUGCUGAGCUGAAGGGGAACACAGCUGGGCAGAACAGGAAAUCCUAAUCCAGGUGAUCUGAACUUGGAAAUUGGCAAUCCUGUGCAUGCUUGCUAAGAAGUAAUUCCUGCUGUGUAGAGUGGGGCUUACCCUUGGUAAGAGUGCACAAGACUGCAGGCUUAGAAUAUUUCUGGAGAUGGAAUUGACACAAUGAAUGGGUCAUCCUGAUGUAAUAAUUCUUCAAUGUAUAAAUUAGAUCUGCUUUUAGUAGAUAGUAGCCAUACAGAUUGGUCACUUAUCAGAUUACUUAUAAAUCUAAUUUUAUACAGUACUUAGUGCAUGUAUCACAAUGAACCCCCUGUUUGUUAUGAGUUGACAGGCCCUUAAGAAAUCCAUGAUCUAAUUCCAUGAGUACUCAACUUUGCCAAUGCUGUUAACAUACCUUUGGAAGCCUACAAUAUGUUAGACAAAGGUGCUCUGUCACAGCAGAACAAAGGAUAACAUACAUAAAGCAUGUGUAGUCUCUCAGAUCUCCUCUCCCCCCCCNGUUCCAUUUUGCAAUGAAAUGAGUUAAGGGAUGUGUGUAUUUAAGUUCUAAAGUUACUCCUUCUUGAAAUUCCAAGAAGGGAAAAAUGAUGCUCACUGUUACCUUGCUAUCAGGUAAUGAGAACAAACAUACAUAUCUCUUUAAUUUACAUAUUAUUAUAUAUGCAUUCUUUAUUGAAGUUCAAAGCUUAUGUAUCUGACUUCAUUGGGGACAUGCUUUGAAAUAUGUGGCUUGGUUGUGGAAUACAGAAUCAAGCUUUCUCAGUUAUUCAGGUGACUCUUGGUACCAAUACUAUUACUGCAUUUUUUUUAUCAGUAAAGGAAGAAAUGUUAUGGACAGAAAUCAUGAUGCUCCAGGAAUUUUUAAUAUAAGCUACAGUGAUGGUAUUUGUGGACAUGGCCUUAUAAAGCCUCGUAUGCAAAUGAAGGCUGUUGAAAUGAAGCAAGCAUUUGCAGUGCAUACAGCAGAUUCUAGCUUCUGUUACGAAUGUCAGUUGUAGAUUGAUUGCUAGAGAGUUAACAGACAUAUGAAAUGGUUCUUUUUAUAAUAAGCAUUAUGAUUGGGAUCCUAGACCUAUUUCUUUGGAGAAAAGACUUGUCAUCAGCAGACCAGCUUCCAUGUUGAUCACGGCUAGGGGGACUUGUAAGGUUCAAGAUAUUGUUGGAUUGAAACUGCCUUCAUCCCUAAUCAGUGGAGGCAAGAGGUGAGAAGUUAACAGUCAAACAAUAUCUAAAAGGCUACACACUCCCCAUCCCUAAUACAAAUAGAUUUAGGACUGGGUUGCAAGAGUGGUAUAUUGUGAAUUAUCUUUUAUUGUAUAGCUUGAUGGCGCAUAUGUGGGUUGAGAUGCUAAACUAAAAAGAAAAGCAAUUGCUGCUCUGUCUCUUACAAAUACUUGAUAUUUAAAAACUAUUUGAAAGUCUUAAUGCUGUGUUAUUGGAUUUUAAAGGAAAAAAAAGAUACCAAA